Messenger RNA from Bufo gargarizans (Asiatic toad), 3941 nucleotides. RefSeq names its product lon peptidase 1, mitochondrial (gene LONP1). Gene Ontology annotation, molecular function: ATP binding; ATP-dependent peptidase activity; ATP hydrolysis activity. The coding region runs from base 44 to 2905 and encodes 953 amino acids. The record is from RefSeq and is a predicted model, not a curated record. Gene Ontology annotation, biological process: protein catabolic process; chaperone-mediated protein complex assembly; protein quality control for misfolded or incompletely synthesized proteins. Lineage: Eukaryota; Metazoa; Chordata; Amphibia; Anura; Bufonidae. Gene Ontology annotation, cellular component: mitochondrial matrix. The transcript is spliced from 18 exons.
GACGUCAUCAGUGUGCUGCUCGCCGGGCUGAGAGCGUGGAAACAUGGCGGCCUUGGUGCGUGUGUGGGCUGGAAGCAGAAGGCUGUGGCCGUGGCUAGCUGCUCAGCGGAGAACGUACGCGGGCGUCCUUAGCUCUUCCACGGACAUUACAUCAAGCAGGACUCCCGUCAGCCGCUGCCCUCCGCGCGCUCUCUUCUACCGGGCCCUACACGGCUACGGGGCGUCUUCUGGAGACGGUGGUGAGGAUGAAGGGGGUAACCGGGGAGAAGACGGUGCUGGGGCAGAAGAGGCGGCCUAUGGAGCCCCCAUCGUGACGGCUCUUGCGCCCCUUAUAGUUCCUGAAGUCUUCCCUAAUGUCCCUGUGAUCCCGGUGUCUAGAAACCCCGUGUUCCCCAGGUUUGUCAAGAUCCUAGAGGUCAAGAACCCACACUUGGUGGCACUUCUGAGACGUAAAGUAAGACUUGCUCAACCCUAUGCUGGAGUUUUUCUCAAGAGAGAUGACAAUAAUGAAUCUGAUUCUGUUGGAAGCCUGGAUGAAAUUUACCACACAGGAACCUUUGUUCAAAUCCAUGAAAUGCAGGACAUGGACGACAAGCUGCGCAUGAUUGUCAUGGGACACAGAAGGAUCCAUAUCAAUAAACAACUUCAUGUUGAAGCUGAUGAGUUCAAAACUGAAGAGGAAGUAGAAGGGAAAAAAAGAAACUCAAUCAGCAGGCAUGUUAAUGAGAAGGAAAAGAGCGAGCAAGUUGUUCUUGAUCCAAAAAUGGUACCUGACGUUCUUAUGGUUGAAGUGGACAAUGUAGCUCAUGAGGAGUUCAAGAUCACUGAGGAAGUCAAAGCUCUCACUGCUGAAAUUGUGAAGACCAUCCGGGACAUUAUUGCUCUGAAUCCUCUGUACCGAGAGUCUGUAAUGCAGAUGAUGCAGGCUGGACAAAGAGUGGUAGACAAUCCAAUUUAUUUGAGUGAUAUGGGUGCUGCUCUGACAGGUGCGGAUUCCCAAGAACUCCAGGAUGUCUUAGAAGAAACUAAUAUUCCAAAGCGUCUCUACAAAUCACUGUCUCUAUUAAAGAAAGAAUAUGAACUCAGCAAGUUACAACAGCGUUUGGGGCGAGAGGUAGAGGAAAAGAUCAAACAAACUCAUAGAAAGUACUUGCUGCAAGAGCAGCUAAAGAUCAUAAAGAAAGAGCUUGGCCUGGAGAAAGAAGAUAAGGAUGCCAUUGAAGAAAAGUUUCGGGAGCGUUUAAAUGACCUUAGAGUCCCUAAGCAUGUAAUGGAAGUCAUUGAUGAAGAGCUUGGCAAACUGGGAUUACUUGACAACCAUUCCUCUGAAUUCAAUGUAACAAGAAAUUACUUGGAUUGGCUAACAUCUAUUCCCUGGGGGAAGUACAGCCAGGAGAACUUGGAUCUGCAGAGAGCUGAAGAAGUUUUGGAAGAAGAUCAUUAUGGGAUGGAAGAUGUCAAGAAGAGAAUUCUUGAAUUUAUUGCUGUGAGCCAGCUUCGGGGAAGCACACAGGGGAAGAUCCUUUGCUUUUAUGGGCCACCAGGAGUAGGAAAAACAAGUAUUGCUCGCUCUAUUGCUCGUGCAUUGAACAGGGAGUACUUCCGGUUCAGUGUAGGUGGGAUGACUGAUGUGGCUGAAAUUAAGGGCCACAGGAGAACUUAUGUUGGAGCCAUGCCGGGAAAAAUUAUCCAGUGUCUAAAGAAAACCAAAACUGAGAAUUCUCUCAUUUUAAUUGAUGAGGUCGAUAAACUAGGUCGUGGAUAUCAAGGUGAUCCAUCUUCUGCUCUCUUGGAACUCCUGGAUCCAGAACAGAACUCAAACUUCCUUGACCACUAUUUGGAUGUACCUGUAGACUUAUCUAAGGUUCUCUUCAUCUGCACAGCCAAUGUCACAGAAACCAUUCCAGAACCUCUCAGGGAUCGGAUGGAGAUGAUCAAUGUCUCUGGUUAUGUAGCCCAAGAAAAAUUAGCUAUAGCAGAGAAAUAUCUAGUACCACAGGCGCUGACCAUGUGUGGUUUGGAUGAAGGAAAGACUCGUAUCACAUCUGAAGCACUCACUGUUCUAAUUAAACAAUAUUGUAGAGAGAGCGGUGUACGAAACUUGCAGAAACAAGUGGAAAAGGUUCUACGUAAAUCUGCAUACAAGAUUGUAAAUGGUGAAGCCCAGUAUGUGGAAGUGAAUUCAUCCAACCUCCAAGACUUUGUAGGAAAGCCUAUCUUCACUGUGGACAGAAUGUAUAAUGUCACUCCACCUGGAGUGGUCAUGGGUCUAGCUUGGACUGCUAUGGGUGGUUCCACCCUUUUUAUUGAGACAUCCCUCCGUCGUCCUUUAGACAAAGAAAAUAAAGAUGGUUCCUUAGAAGUAACAGGCCAGCUUGGAGAUGUUAUGAAGGAGAGCGCUAAAAUUGCUUACACAUUUGCACGUGCCUUCCUUAUGAAGAUACACCCUGAUAAUGGAUUCCUAGUGACAUCUCACAUUCAUUUGCAUGUGCCAGAGGGCGCUACACCGAAGGAUGGGCCUAGUGCAGGCUGCACAAUUGUUACUGCACUGCUGUCACUUGCUUUGGGACAUCCAGCUCGUCAAAAUGUGGCAAUGACUGGAGAGGUGUCACUGACGGGGAAAAUCCUGCCUGUAGGUGGUAUCAAAGAAAAAACAAUAGCUGAUGCCUCGGGAAGACCUCUAUGUUCUAUUAAAGAGACAGAGUCUCUAUUAAGAACCAUAAAAGCCACAAUCAACUUAAAGAAACUAGAGAGCCAUUAUCUGUUCAGGACCAGAUGUUCGCAGGUCUUGCGGACAGGAAAAAGAGUAUUCCCGGUCCGUAAUAAUAUAAAGACCCUGAUCCAGAAUGAAUGGAAAGAGCCUGAAAAAAGACAAGCUGCUUCCAAAAUGUUCAAAAGGAAAUAACCAUUUGCGGAAGAAGGCUCGACUACCUAAGAACAAAACUCCUAAAGUCGACGCCCCUUUGGCUAGGAUCUCCAAAAAGUCAGCAUUACCCUUUGAAGAUCUAGAGUUGCUUAAAGAUCCCAUGGAUAAGAAGUCCGAGUCUCUUCUUAAUAAGAAAACUUGGGAGUCCUCCACUGCCAUAUUUAGACCUGAGAUCUCGGCGACCUAUACAGCCAGGACCUUGUCCUUGUGGUUGGGACAGUUAGAAAAACACAUGGAGUCCGGUACUCCCAGGCAAGAUAUUCUGGCUUCCAUACCAAUGUUAGAGCAAGCCUCCAAUUUCCUGGCAGAUGCCUCAGCUGAUAUGGUAAAGUUAUCAGCAAAAACAGCCACCCUAUCCAAUGCAUCUCGCCUCUGUAAUGGAGAUCUUUUAAUAAUGUUUAUUAAAAUACACCAAUAAGUGCAAAUAAGAAUUCAUUUGGGCUGGUUAAGGUCCUGCGAUAGGUCAUUUGCGAUCUGGUUAAGGUCCUGGUCUGGUAAUACAGCAUCUAAAAAUAAAUUAUGUUCUUUCCCAAGGGCGAGGGCGAUUGGGUAUUUGGCACUGCACUGGACUAUAUACUUAAAAAAGCGUCAGACAGAAAAAAAGGUUUCCCGAUGGAAUCUAAGUUCUAUCGUCAAAGGCGCUCCUUUCGUCCCCAGAGACGUAAUAGACCUGACCAAAAGAAAAAAGAAUCAGGCUCUUUAUGUCAAGCCUCUAAAGGAAAAGGAAAGGGGUUCUGUUUAACCCCGACAAGUCUGCUCGCCCCUUUUUCCCAAUGACGGCAGGGGAGUGGUUGGGGGAAGACUAAAACUCUUUCACUCAGCCUGGGAAAAUAUUCAGGCCUCUCCCUGGGUACUCGCUAUCAUAAAAGAAGGGUAUCGUUUGGAGUUCUCACAUCUUCCUCCAGACAGAUACAUGGAAAACUCCAGACUAGAAGAAGAUCAAGAGGCAAUGGACCAACAGAUUUCUCUCCUCUUAAAGGGGACCUUUCACCAGAAUAAAACUUCUAAAGUAACU